AUGUACACACACAGCAACGCCUCCCUCUCACGCGCCGCCGACUCCCUCGCGCAUUUUCUCUCGCCGCCGGACUCAUCCACGGCGUCGCCAAUGCAGUACGCCAACGCUCCUCAACACCACCACCACCAAUUGGCCCUGGGCGAGUUCGACUCGGAGGUGAGUUCGAAUAACACGUACAACAGCUGCAGCAGCGGGUGCACGAGCUACAUGGGGUCGCCGAGUUCGCUGGCGAGUUACGAGAGUCGGCGAGUGCAGAGGAGCGUUAGCAGCCACUCGCUGCAGAAGACCGGCGGUGGGGCCCACCACCCCUUUUCUCCUCUCUUCGCUCAGUUGCUUGACUCCCAAAACGGCCCCGUACGGAGAGCUUGUAGUACCGGUGACCUUCAGAGGUUCCAUGGAAUGCAACAUUAUCAUCAUUCAGAUAGUCCAUUGUCAAGUGAAAGUAGCUUGAUCAUAGAAGAAAUGAGCAGAACCAGUCCUUAUAGCCCAGAGGAGAAGAAGGUGAGGAUUGAGAGAUAUAGGAGCAAGAGAAACCAGAGGAACUUCGGCAAGAAAAUUAAGUAUGCUUGCAGGAAGACAUUGGCAGAUAGCAGGCCACGAAUCAGAGGGCGAUUUGCCAAGAAUGACGAAAUUGCAAUGAACCCACCAGUUCAGUGGAGCCACAUGGGUACUGGAGAGGAAGAGGAUGAAGAAGAAGAGAAUUGGACCAAUUUCUUUGAUUCCUUGGUUCCUGCAAAUCUUUCUCAGGAGCCUCAUGGCAGUAGUUCGUCCUUCGGCGUGUUCUAUUAA
This is a messenger RNA of Sphenostylis stenocarpa, 789 nucleotides long. NCBI's taxonomy places the organism in Eukaryota, Viridiplantae, Streptophyta, Magnoliopsida, Fabales, Fabaceae. The record is from the annotation of a GenBank genome assembly.